AUGCUACACAUCGAAGGUCCAAAGAUUCACGAGCAUCGGUUAUCUCUUGUUCCUGAGGUAAUAAGGUUUACUUGUCAUCUAUGUGGACUACUUGAUGACCGGUUCCCUUAUGUAUGUAACCUAUGUGAUUUGAGCUUUCACAAAGAUUGUGGCGAAUCCACACCGGAGAUCAACUACUCUUCUCAUCCUAAACAUCCUCUUAAGUGUCUCACACGUAUUCCUAGUGUGGAUGUCAAUUGUGCAAAGAAUCCACCUCCUUUCACUCUUGUUCACCCGAAGGCUCAUGCGCAUCCACUCAUUCUUAUGCCGCAACGAAGUUUUGUUUGUAACGCUUGUGGUAUGGACGACGACCCAAAUCCUUAUGUAUGUCCUCAAUGCAAUUUCAUGAUCCAUAGAAAUUGUAUAGACAUACCGCGCAUCAUUAAAAUAAAUCGUCAUGUUCAUCGUAUUUCUUACAAUCAUUGCCUUGAUGUUGGAGAAUGGAGAUGCGGCGUGUGUCGUAAAGAGAUAAAAUGGACAUGUGGGGCUUAUUCUUGUUCUGAGUGUCCUGAUUUUGCAAUUCAUUUGAGGUGUGCCACAAAGUUUGGAAUUUGGGAUGGGAUUGAACAUGAAAGCAUAUCGGAAGAUACUCUAGAGGUUAAAUCAUACGAGGUGAUCGAAGAAGGAGUGAUAAAGCAUUUUAGUCACGAGGAGCAUACUUUAAAGCUCAAAGAAGAGAGUGAUGGUAAUGAUGAAUACAUGCUGUGUAAAGCAUGCACAUAUCCCAUAUUUUCUAGUCCAUUCUACUAUUGCAUGGAAUGCGAUGAUUUCAUUCUUCAUCAGAAAUGUGCUUAUCUCCCAAAAAAGAAAAUAGAUCCCUUCUUCAAGAUGCUAAUGACUCUACGCCCAUUUGACGAUGUAUUGCUCUGUGAUGCUUGUAAAAACUAUUCCCAGGGUUUUAUAUACGUAAGUGAUAAUAAGGAAAUCUAUCUGGAUGUGAGAUGUGGUUCUAUUUCUGAACCUUUUGUCCAUGAAAGUCAUCCUCUUCAUUCGUUAUACAUCAACUACUCAGCGAGAGACAGUUUUUGUAGUGCUUGUGGAGACAGGGAAACUAUGGUUCUGAGUUGUGAUGAGUGUGGAUUUGUUUUAGGCAUUAAAUGUUCUAUUUUGCCAAAAAUGGUUAAACACAAAUACGAUAAAGCUCAUUUUCUGUUUCUAUGUUAUGGAGAACAAACGAGUGAUCGGUACUGGUGCGAGAUAUGCGAAGAAGUUUUAGAUCCAGAGAAAUGGUUUUAUUCAUGUAAUCAUUGUGGCAUCACUUUUCAUGUCAAAUGCACGCUUGGAGACUUUACAUGGAUUGAAACGAGAGGUGAGACUUCUGUUGGCAACUCCCGUUACAGGUAUUGUAUUCCUAAUAAUCGUAUAAAUCGACCAGUUUGUGACGGGUGUGAUUCUCGCUGUGAAUUUCCAACCAUCUAUAAGUUGUAUGGAGAUACAUUGUGUUCUCUACAAUGUCUCCAACGCAAGUUCUAA
Molecule: messenger RNA, 1512 nt
Organism: Eutrema salsugineum
Lineage: Eukaryota; Viridiplantae; Streptophyta; Magnoliopsida; Brassicales; Brassicaceae
Exons: 2
Coding region: 1-1512 (503 amino acids)
Source: RefSeq, a predicted model, not a curated record